UCCCUCCCAUCAAUAAUUCAUAUCUUAUCCCAUCUCUCAUCAGUGCUGCUAUACUCAUUUCAUUUCUAGCUUGCUCAAUAAAUUCAAUAACUCAGAUCAUAUCUGAUAUUACCCAAACCCAAUUUACUAACUCCAGCUCUUCUUCAACCUAAGUUUCAGAAACACUUUAGGGAAUUGAAGUUCAAUAUAAUGGCGACAAUAUUGAUGACUAUAGAUGAUGUAACCACUCUAAUCGGAAUGCUAGAGAAAGACCUUGUGGAGCCCAGACUAGUUUCGAUUUUUGAUGCCGGAGGAUUGAAGGUGGCGCUGCUUGAAACGAUUGAGUUGCUGUCUGCAAAGCUCUACUUUCUGCAAGCCUUUUUGGAGGAACGUAAGACCAAAAUGAAUGACGGGGACACCUGUGAUAAGAUUCUUCUGGAUGAAUCAUCGGAAUAUAGAUUUGGUAGAACAUAUUACAAAACUGAAAUAGAAAAUAAACUGAGACGAGUAUAUUUGGCAGCAAACCAGGAAGGGUAUGUAUUUGAGGCUAGUGAAAAACUUCAUCAGACCUUGAAAUAUGUGGUAAGCGAUAUUGAGUGUGUUGAAGGAUGGAUCCUAGCGGACACAAAAAGAACUGUUUUAGAGCCUGAGAAAGUGAACAUUACUGUUUGGGAUACCUACCAAAAUGCUUUAGUGCCUGAGAAUGAAGUAAUUAUAGGAUUGAAGAGUGAUAUAGAGAAGAUAAUUAACAGGCUAUGUUAUUCACACUUGAUGAGACCAGUUUUCACCAUUUUGAGGAAUAGUAACAUUGUCAAGUUUCGGAGAUAUGUUGAAAACCUAGUGCUGAAACUACAAGUUAUCCCACUCGUUGGGGAAGGAGGCAUUGGAAAAACUACAUUAGCCAAAAAAGUCUAUGCACAUCCCAUUACUAUUGCAAGCUUUCACAUUCGAGCAUGGGUAGUUGUGUCUCAGGUUCUAAACCUCAAAGAGAUGCUCAUUGGUCUAUUACGUUGUAUUUCACCAAUAACAAGUGAAAUCUACAACCUAGACGAUGCUCAAAUAGCUGAGCAAUUAAGCAGAAGUUUGAUGGGCAAGAAGUAUGUAAUUUUAUUAGAUGAUAUAUGGACCACUGCGGCUUGGGAUGCAAUCCAACGAUGCUUUCCAAAUAAUUAUAAUGGAAGCCGAAUCUUAGUAACUACUCGGUUCAAAGAGGUGGCUGAAUACUUAAGUGCAAAUCCCUACCAUGUGCAUCAUCUAACUCUAGAGGAUUGUUUGGAAUUAUUUUCAAGAAAGGUGUUCGGGCGAAGACAUUCUAUUACCAGGGGAUAUCGGUUACUUGGGAAACGCAUUGUUAGUGGUUGCGGUGGAUUACCGCUAGCAGUUGUUCUGAUUUCCGGACUUUUGGCUACAAUAAAGUCUCUAGUAAUAUGGAGAUAUGUUGCAGAAACUUUGGAUGGAGUUGAUACAAAUGAUAAUAACAACAGAAUUUCAAAAAUUCUUUUGUUGAGCUACAACUUCUUACCUCGUCACUUGAAAGAUUGCUUUCAUUAUUUUGGUGUGUUUCCUGAAGACAAUGUCAUUCCUGCUAAGAGAUUAAUCAACUUAUGGAUUGCAGAGGGAUUUUUAAUGCCACAUAAAAAUAUGAGUUUGGAAGAAGUGGGAGAGAGUUACUUGCAUGAUUUCAUUAAUAGAAGUCUAGUUCAAAUUAAUGAGCUAAGUAUUGACGGCAAAGUUAAAUCAUGUAAUAUUCAUGAUCGAGUGCACGAGGUUUGUGUUAGAGAAGCAAUUGAUGGGAAUACAUUGUGCAUUAUCAAUGACAACCAUGCUCUAAAAGCUAGUCAUUGGUUAAGCUGUCAAACAAGUCAUUGGCCAAUUACUCGAGUGAGUUAUGGGAAUUGCGGUCCUGAUGAAAUUCAUUCUGUUCUUUGCUUUGGUAAAGAUGUAUACCAUUCAAAAUGUAGGUUGGUAUACCCUUGUUUGAAAUUUCUAAGAGUAUUGGAUUUAUCAUUAGUUAAAUGGUCAAGAGGCAUGCCUAGCGAAGUAACAGACUUGGUUUAUUUGAGAUACUUGGCUUUAAGUACCAUUGGUUCUCUUUAUGAGUUUCAAUUUUUCAAGCUUAAGAAUUUGGUAACUCUCAUAGUUACUUCAUGGAUGGAAAAAUGUCCUUUGCAACUGCCAUGUGAUAUUUUGGAUUUGCCACAAUUAAGGCAUUUGCAUGUUGACAAGAGAUGUUCACAGUAUCUCCCUUGCUUCGUCAAAAAAGAUCUACAAACUCUUUAUUGGUUGAAAGUUACUAGCUACGACGAAAAACCAAACUUCGAAAUGGUUCCAAACCUAAGGGAACUUGGGAUUUUCAUUGAAGGCCAACUGGUACCUAGCUAUCUAGGGAACCUUGUGUAUUUACAUCUACUUGAGAAGUUGAAGUUUGAAGUAGGAAGAGUUGAGCGCUUUUAUCUACCAACAGGUUUUCCACCAAACCUUAAGAAGUUGACACUUCGGUAUACUUAUCUUUCAUGGAAGGAGAUUGACACAAUUGGUGAGUUGUCGCACCUUGAGGUGCUUAAACUAAAAGAUUUCGCUUUCUGUGGUUCAGAGUGGAAACCAUCAAAGUUGUGCUUUCGAAAAUUAAAGGCACUUCUUAUUUCACGUUCAAAUCUCAAACAUUGGCAUGCAAGUUCUAAUCAUUUCCCAGUUUUGGAGCGCCUAGUCUUGAGAUAUUGUUGGGAAUUGGAACAAGUUCCACUGAAGUUUGCAAAAAUUGGAGCAUUGAAGUUAAUUGUGUUAGAAUGUUGUUAUUCUUCUCUUGUGACGUCUGCAAAGCAGAUUUCUUCUGCAAAGAGGUUAUUGUUUGAGGGAAUGGCCGUUUGUCCACUUCGUGUUUGUAUAGUUGGAACUAAGGUUGAAUUGCCAAAUAAUGAAAGCUCUGAAGAAGAAAUUGUGGGAAGCUUGAAGAAGAAAGUGUGGAAAGCUAUGAAGAAGAAAGUGUGGAAAGUUCUAAAGAAGAAAGUGUGAAAUUUGUUGAAGAAUUAAGUGUUGGAAGCUCUCAUCAAGAAAGGUUUUAAGCUGUGAAGAGAGUAAUGAAAACUUUGAAGAUGAAGGUGUCGAAAUCCCUGGCAUUCAAAGAUUGAAGAGGAAAGUGUCAAGAAGAAGAAAGUGGCUAAGGAAUUUUUUAAUUUUGUGUUUAUUAUAAACUUAUGAAGUCCAAGGUAUGUAUGUAUAUAUACCUAUGAAACUUGUGAUUAAACUGCAUAUUAUCUUUUGCAAUUGCCUAUUACUUUCUUGUUUUAGUUAAAGAGUUCAUUCCAACAUUAACUCAUCAACCAGUGAAUUCUUCAAGUGCAGAAAGAUGCACCAAUAUAAGAUGAUGUUGUAUU
Molecule: messenger RNA, 3353 nt
Organism: Ipomoea triloba (trilobed morning glory)
Lineage: Eukaryota; Viridiplantae; Streptophyta; Magnoliopsida; Solanales; Convolvulaceae
Product: putative late blight resistance protein homolog R1B-14
Exons: 3
Coding region: 190-2991 (933 amino acids)
Biological process (GO): defense response to other organism
Molecular function (GO): ADP binding
Source: RefSeq, a predicted model, not a curated record